UCGACAUGGUCUUAAGUUGGCAGAACAGAUUUCACAUUAUCAUUUUAGACAUUAAUCAUGCCUCUUAAUUGAAUUUUGUGAAGAAUAAUCCAGUAUGUAGUUGUGAAGCCUCUACAGAGUUUGAUAGCUUAUUCUGAAUCUCGCAAUGCUGCAGAAACGGGCAGAGCAUGGAGUAGCUUCAGCGUUAACUUUAUCAAUGGGAAAAAAACAUGUAUUGAAUCGAAGGGAUUUACGGCCUGGUAAUAAAGACUAUACCCUGUAAAGGACAGAUGCAUAAACAUAUAGUGUCUAGCAUACGGACUCAGAAUCAUUGUCAUGGGAGAUCCUCUGGGAUCAGUACUUACCCAGUGCAGGCUUGUGGGGAGGAAUGAGUGCAUCCCAGGAUGUACAGAGCGGGGGACACGAUGGAUGUGGCGGCCAUCCAUCCUGAGGCACCCACAUGUCGUGGUGUGUGUGGAGAUGCUUAUACAAGCUGGAGAACCUGGAGGAACCCUGUGUAUUUCACACAGACAUGCAAAGGUGGCCCACACUGAGUGGGAGGUCAGCUUCAAGUUGCCAGCCCUGCGAGUGUGUGGCCACUGAGCUGCUGUAGAUCAGAUGCCCUAAAAGAGCAUGGGAAUCUUGGUGCAAGACACAUCUGAUAUCUGGAACAGUUCUCUCAGUCAGCGAGAAUUCAGGGGGGCAUUGAAAGUCCGCCCCUCCCCGCCCGGCAGCUGUGUGGAUGCAGCAUCAUCUCUGUUUCCGUAGCGCCCUCCUCCCCCUGAUCUGUCCUGCGUGUGAGAGGUACAGCCAGAGGCACCAUCAUGCAGCCCCAGAUGGUGGAGGUGGCCCGCCUCUACCAGACGGAGUUCAUCCGCAGCGCGCGGGCCGUGGGCGCGCUCUGGGCCGUCUGCACCCUCUGCUUCGCCAUCAUUGAGGUGGUCAUUCUGGUACAGCCCUCCUGGGUGGGCACCCGCGAGCUCCACUAUGAAGGUGGGGCGUCACCCCCCCCAGCUGGCACUCUGGGCCUGUUCGAGGUGUGCCUGGAGUCGGACUGGCCGGUGCCCGAGUGCCGGGGCUCCCUGGCCACGCUGACGCCGCUGCCUGCCUUCCAGUCGCCGGCUGUGCUGGUCUGCAUCUCGCUGACCAUGGUGUGGGUCAGUGUCGGCUGCCUCGUGCUCUUCCGCUUCUGCAAUGCAGCCACCGUGUACAAGAUCUGCGCAUGGCUGCAGCUCACGGCUGGUUUCUGCCUCGCUCUGGCUUGUGUGCUCUUCCCCGACUCCUGGGACUGUUCAGAGAUGCGAGGCUUGUGCGGGGAGGGGGUGGCCAGCUUCUCACCUGGGAACUGUACUGUGCACUGGGCCUUCGUGCUGGCCAUGCUGGGAGUGUUGGACGCCGCCAUACUGGCCACCCUGGCCUUCGUGCUUGGAAAUCGCCAGGACGCCCUGCUGCCCCAGUACGGCAAGGAUGUGACAGGGCUGCUGUUGCCACGGUAAGAGCUGAGGGCCCUUGCAGAGCUCAGUUUUUCAGAUGGAGGCUCACCGUUGACGUCACUCAAUUCUUUACUUGGAGAAACAGGAGGAGAAAUAGUCCUAUAACCUCAUCCCCCGAAGCAUGACAUCAUCUGUAUUAUCUAGUUAUAUAAUCUCUCAGAAUGGAUACUGUUGCUUGGCAACAGCAUCUCUAUUUUUUUCUCGGGCUGAGAGACAGGCAUAGUUCUUGAGUUUUAUGGCCUGCUGUGCUUUGUUUCCACCCUGCAGGGUAGAACAUUAUCAACAACCCUCCUGUUUACCUAGAGUAAAUUGAUUGUUGUUUUGUUCCUUUCAAUGUUAAUCUUUUUUUAGAAUGUGCACAACAAAUCAGCCAAAACAGCAGACACACAUUCUUUGGUCUAAGUCAUGGAUAUAUAUUUUCAUACAAAGUGUCUUGUCUAUUUAGCUUAAGUUGUUUUUGUAUGAAGGGUCCUGCAUUUUUUGUGCAGCUGUUGUGAUUUUCAUUAUUUCAUGUCUUCUGAUAUGUAACUGGCUUGAAAUUAGAAGAUGAUUGCUGUUGUACUUUGUAUGUCAGAACUCAAUCCUUGUCAUUGUUUAAUAUGACAAGAAUAAUAGAGUAUGUAAUUAGUCUACACAAUUGAUGUUUAAUUACUGGAUGGAUUUUAACAGGUUAAACUCAGCUCACUAAUUAUAGGGAUAUAAACAAAAAGAUACCAUAGACUGUAAUCAUAGUCCAAUUACUCCCUGUCUGAUGGAAAGAGACAUAGAUUCUGUUGCUCUUGGCAGUCAUUUUGUUUGAUAUUGUGCUUAUGUUUGCUAUCCAAACUAUUCAACCCAAUUUCGAUGUCAUUAUAGAAUUAUAGUACAGUCGUAUGUGUUGUCAUGGCCUUUUCAGUGAUGGGUGUACAGCACCAGUGAAGAAUGGACAGUGAUCAUGGAUCAUUCUCAUUAUUAUUGAGUUAUUGGUUGUAAGGUCUUUAGACAUCUGCUUAUACUGUUCUUGCCAUGUUUGUAUGCAUUUUACCAUAUGUGUCAUGUUUAUAUGCAGACAUUUCAAUAUGUAAAUAUUCAUUAUUUUUCUGAUUUCUGGCACCUUGUAAAAUUUUGAAGGGACCGUGUUGUAAGAAUGAUUCUGUAAAUAUCGGCCAUGUUGCCAUUAAAACAGGUGAAAACA
Messenger RNA from Paramormyrops kingsleyae, 2646 nucleotides. The record is from RefSeq and is a predicted model, not a curated record. NCBI's taxonomy places the organism in Eukaryota, Metazoa, Chordata, Actinopteri, Osteoglossiformes, Mormyridae.